This is a messenger RNA of Mya arenaria, 1885 nucleotides long. Its product is annotated as MAM and LDL-receptor class A domain-containing protein 1-like. Gene Ontology annotation, cellular component: membrane. The coding region runs from base 72 to 1166 and encodes 364 amino acids. The record is from RefSeq and is a predicted model, not a curated record. The transcript is spliced from 8 exons. Lineage: Eukaryota; Metazoa; Mollusca; Bivalvia; Myida; Myidae.
UGUGUCAGAUUUGGUUGUUAUUUGGACUCUACUGAUUAUAAUUUCAUCAAAUUCUACGACACAACGCUCUAAUGAAGUCUUAUAUAAACUAUUUAAAUUCCUUGUGGAUAGUGCUAAUACUGAAUUUAACAAAAUAUGGAGAAGCCGGUCAUUGCACGUUUGAAGCGGGUACAUGUGAUUGGGAGAAUGUCCAUAAGUUUGAUGACUUCGACUGGAGCGUGGGAGACUGUAACCGUUUUACACGCAAACACACAGACAACAAAGACAGCUGUGCAUACAUCGAAUCACUUUUGAAACGUUGGGCAGGACACAGAGCAAUGUUGAGACUACCUCUGAACCACACAUCUGCUGUUGUCUCAUUUCGAGUUUUUAUAAACACGGGUGCUGGAGAUCUUAAUCUGUUUCUGAAGACAUCAAGUUUUAAACAACUGCUCUGGAGCUCUAAUGAACUGGAAAAGAACAAAUGGGUUUAUCAGUCUCUUUGUAUCAUCGGAAUACGUCCACCAGCUUGGUUGUUAUUUGAAGCCACAAGGGGAUGGACCCAGGAUUUUCACCAAAACAAACUCGCAGUAGAUGAUAUUGCUGUUGAUCAAGCCUACAGCCACCUUGGCUGUGUCCGUGCAGAUAUCCAUACAACUUCACGGUUUAUGCCUAGGACAACUAUUGAUACAAAUAUCCGUACAACUGCACGGUUUAUGCCUAGGACAACUAUUGAUACAACAAUCCGUACAUCUACACAGUUUAUGCCUAGAGCAACUAAUGGCACAAAUUUUCCUGAACCUUCAGCUAAUCGGAAAUCCACAACAAACUACACUCCGAUAAUCAUAUACACUUCAAUGGCGGCAGCUAUUUUCUGUAUCAGUACCUGUUCUUUUGCAUAUUGUUGUCGCCGUUGCAAAACAUUUCGUAAGCCUUCCACAACACAGCAAAGUGGGCAAACGCUGUCAAAUACAGACACUAUUACAAACACCAUGUUUGCAGCACAACAAGUGCAGAGUGAUGAAACACAUCUCGGACCCGACGGUCCGCCCCCGCCUUAUUCGGAGAUAUGCUUCUUACCCUCCCAUGAUGGGCACACAAUGCAAGUGCGCUACCAUACACUGUCCAAGCCUCCAUCGUACGAAUAUGUGAUGUCGUCGCCUCGGAACUACAAUGUGCAUAUAUAAAUGAUAAAUUUGAGUGAUCUGGAAAAUCUGUUGAAACAGAGAUACGAAAUCAAAAAACGCUUACUCCUCCGUCUGUUAUGAUGUAACGUCUUCAUUUUUAUAAAAAAAAUAUUAAAGUUCAAUUAAAAAAACCUAACUAAUAAUUUUACGCGAAUGAUUAAAAAUACAAGUUUUAUUUCUUCCAGUUGAAGUUAUUAUUUCGCGACUUCUGAUUGGUUGUUUCAUAUUGCGACUUUUUCUACAAAUAAUUACCGCGAUCAUUGAUUUCAUGCCUUGCAGCUCACAGACAAUACAGAAUAUUGUUAAUCAGAUGUCGUUAUAUCUUUUUGUACAUAUAUGUUUUCUCAAGGUAUAUGAGUGUGACCUUUUCUGUUCACAGUCACGUGUAACAAAGGAUUGAUUCCAAUCCUGUUCGACCAUGUUUGCAGCAUUUUGUUACGAAUACAUGCCAAACCACUGUUAAAAACUGCAGCUGUGGCAUCUCCAUGACGUUUGCAAAAAUAAGACAUUGCAUUUUGAGAUGGUGUUAGGUUCUUAUACAACAUAUAGAGUCGAACAUACUCGCUACUUUGCAAAGCAAUUAUACAGUCGAACACGCGUACUUAAUCGUAACAUUCAACUUGCCAAACAUACGGUUAUGCUACCUGGUGUUUGAUGUUAAUCUUGUCUGUUUUAAUCACAUAUACUUUAUUUUUCCAAUAAAAUUAUUCAAAACUGUG